Molecule: messenger RNA, 688 nt
Organism: Aphanomyces astaci
Lineage: Eukaryota; Oomycota; Saprolegniomycetes; Saprolegniales; Verrucalvaceae
Exons: 2
Coding region: 72-461 (129 amino acids)
Source: RefSeq, a predicted model, not a curated record
UGCGCGGUGUCGCUUGAUUGCGCUGGUUCCCGUGGAAGGGCCACAGAGAGACGCAUGAGAGGCAACAAGAGAUGUCGCCUCGAGCACCUCAUAUAACAUUGUUUACUGCAGUAUCAUCCUUACCCAAGGCAAUGCAGCAGCCACACUCAGGUACUGUAUUGGCGGCCACUGCCAUGGUGCGAUGUACCUGGUACAGUGCGCACCUUCCUGAGGUGGAGUGUAUGGGCAUUACUGUACAGGCUCAGGACGGGCCGGAUGAGUUCAUGGAUUGUCGUCGCCAUAUCCCGCACACCUCCUGCGGCGCCAAUCCAGGUGGCAUGCAUGACAUGAAAUCCGACAUCCGCGGCGCAACACCUCUGGAAACUGUCACGUUGUUGAUGGGCCGGAUGAGUUCAUGGAUUGUCGUCGCCAUAUCCCGCACAUCUCCUGCGGCGCCAAUCCAGGUGGCAUGCAUGACAUGAAAUCCGACAGCCGCGGCGCAACACCUCUGGAAACUGUCACGUUGUUGAUGGGCCGGAUGAGUUCAUGGAUUGUCGUCGCCAUAUCCCGCGCAUCUCCUGCGGCGCCAAUCCAGGUGGCAUGCAUGACAUGAAAUCCGACAGCCGCGGCGCAACACCUCUGGAAACUGUCACGUUGUUGAUUGGACAAAAUUCGUAACGGUAACAAAUCAAAACGUUGAUACUUGGAA